Messenger RNA from Candida tropicalis MYA-3404, 1350 nucleotides. RefSeq lists its product as uncharacterized. Gene Ontology annotation, molecular function: transmembrane transporter activity. The transcript has a single exon. Gene Ontology annotation, cellular component: fungal-type vacuole membrane. Lineage: Eukaryota; Fungi; Ascomycota; Pichiomycetes; Serinales; Debaryomycetaceae. The coding region runs from base 1 to 1350 and encodes 449 amino acids. Gene Ontology annotation, biological process: transmembrane transport. The record is from RefSeq and is a predicted model, not a curated record.
AUGACAGGUUGGAUAUCAUUUAUAACCGAUGAAAUCGGGUUAAGAACAUUAUUAAAGGCAAGAUGUGAUGUCUAUAUUCUUAUACUUCUUCGAAUGCUCAGAUUGGUUGGGUUUGGUGCAACUUCAUUGAUCCUAGUCUUAUUCUUAAAAUCCAUAGGUAUUGCUGAACAGUUUAUUGGAUUGUUCAUGACCUUGACUUUUAUUGGUGAUUUAGUUUCAUCAUUCUUGUUAUACAUGAUAACAGAUCAAAUUGGAAGAAAGAAAAUUAUGAUACUAUGUUGCCUUUUGAUGGCUAUUACUGGCGUGGUAUUUGCAUUAUCUGAGAACUAUUAUUUUUUGGUAAUAACAGCCAUUUUGGGAGUUUUAACACCAUCUGGAGGUGAAGUUGGACCAUUUCGUACUAUUGAACAAAGUUCUAUCGCUUCAUUAGUUCCCCACGAAGAGAGAUCAGAUAUUUAUGCCUGGGAUACCUUUCUUGGCACGUUUUGUUCUGCUAUUGGUUCCAUCUUUGCAGGUACAUUAAUUGAUUUCGUACAAGGGAAUUUUGGAUUUAGUGUUGCACAAAGUUAUAAAUGUGUAUUUUGGGCAUAUAGUUUCCUUGCCGUAAUCUGUGUGAUUUUAUGCUUGUUCAUCACAAAUGAUAUCGAAGUCAAACCAGAGGAGGAUUCGAUUGAUGAUGACGCCUCAGAAACUACACGUUUAAUCACACAACCAGAGGAGGCAACAACAACAACCAAAAAGAAGAGGAAAUUUACGUUAUUACCACCUUUAACUCCUGAUACAUAUUUGAUUGUUCUCAAGUUAGGCUUGCUAUUCGGACUUGAUUCAUUUGCUUCGUCAUUAACUCCACUUUCAUGGAUUUCUUAUUUCAUUAAAAAUAAAUUCGAUGUUCCAUCAUCUUAUCUUGGUUCGGUAUUUUUUACCACCGGAUUUAUUAGUGGUUUUUCUGCUCUUGGUAGCACACCAUUGACCAAAAGAUUUGGUGCCGUUGUUACCAUGGUUUUCACUCAUUUACCAGCCUCUAUUUUACUUGCAUUAGUCCCUGUUCCAUCGUCAUUUAAAGUAACAUUGAUGAUUUUGAUAAUUAGAUCAUGUACUCAAACCAUGGAUGUCGCUCCAAAACAUGUAUUUUUAGCUACAUUGGUUCCCGACAGUCAAAGAACAGCAGUUUUUGGAUUUGUAAAUGUUAUCAAGACAUUAUCACAAGUAGUGGGACCUAGUAUUGUUGGUGUGAUUACCCAACAUGGUGCUCAAUGGAUUACGUUUGUCAUUGCCGGUUCCUUGAAAGCUACCUAUGACAUUGGUAUUUUGAUUACCUUCUUGACAUAUAAUCGCCAUCGUGUACAUUAG